AUGAUGAAACUAAUUUUUAUUCUGUGUUUUCUUGUUGUGGCACUGAUAGCCGAUGAAAGUGGAAAUAUGAUCAAUGCUAGAGAUGGUGACGGUCUCUCAACACCCGUCGAAACAGACUUGAGUACCACUGCUUUGGAAGAGCAAAAAACCGAUUCACUCAAUGUCUCAACUGAAUCUGCUCAAAACACUGAUGCUCAAGCUGGCGUGGAAAACGGUGGUAGUGUACACAACGAUACGGACAAGGAAGAACCAAAAAAUGAUGACGACCGCAAGGAAGAACCGAAGCCUGACGAAGAUAGCAGCGAAGAGGAGCCAAAAAAUGAUGAUGACGGUAACGAAGAAUCAAAGAAUGACGACGACCGCAAGGAGGAACCGAAGCCUGACGAAGAUAGCAGCGAAGAGGAGUCAAAGAGUGAUGAUGGUGAUGAACGAUCCAAAGAUGAUGAUCGUAAGCGAGAACCAGAGGGCAAUGGUGAAGAUUGCAGGGGAAAAUCAAGUGAUGACCGUGAUCAAAAGGGAGAAGUCUUGGAGAUUCAACAAAUCGCGGAAGUAGCUGAUCUACUCGAAACUGAAGAGAGUAACGAAAACGCUGCUGAAGAACAAACGGACUAA
Messenger RNA from Adineta ricciae, 612 nucleotides. The record is from the annotation of a GenBank genome assembly. NCBI's taxonomy places the organism in Eukaryota, Metazoa, Rotifera, Eurotatoria, Adinetida, Adinetidae.